CGAUUGGCUCGCGAAAUCUCUAUCCUGUAUAGUUACCAUAAAGCAGCAGCCAUUCCACGAUAUGCCGAGCUCUACGCCGAUGGUAUCGAGUGUACCCACAGAUGUCAAGACACCUCACCUUGCUCCUAUGCAAGCAGUUUUGACAUCCGAGUCAGUAAUACUCUCAAGACAUCUCAAUAUACACCCGAGCUUGACGUAGUCUCGUGCGAAUGGCGAACGUCUUUGGGGCUCUCAACCGCUUCAUUGCCCGCCUGGAUGCGGAACCGCAAAGCCAUCAACAAUCCGGCGGACGGGCAGGAUGGGGCUUCCAGGUGCUUCGCAACAGCGACCUCAACCUUGAUCUAGAACCCUGGUUCGACUUCAUCAUUGGCAUCAACGGCCGCAGUAUUGACAAUGCCGAUCCGAACCUCUUCAUGACCGAGCUACGCAACUGCGCGGGCGCCACAAUCAGCCUAGGGGUCUUCGGCGCGAAAGGGCAGCAAGUCCGCGAGAUAUACCUUUCCGUGCCCACCGAAAGUAGCUUGGGCCUCAGUCUUCAGUGGAGUCCUCUAUCCAUCACGGAUGAGGUGUGGCACAUCCUUGACGUGAUACCUAACUCCCCCGCAGACGUCGCAGGGUUGCUGCCCUACAGCGACUACGUUCUUGGCUCACCAGAUGGAAAUCUCAAGGGAGGCGAGGCGGGUCUCGGUGCCUUGGUAGAGCAUUUCAUGGAACGUCCACUGAGAUUGUGGGUCUAUAACAACGAGUACGAUGUGACGCGGAUGGUCACAAUCACGCCGUCUCGAAGCUGGGGCGGUGAAGGGUCGCUGGGAUGUGUGCUGGGCUAUGGGGCGCUUCACCGGAUCCCAGCGCCACUGACAGAGCCUUCGCAAGCUCCAGGAGAGACACUCUUCGAAGCACACGGUCAGCAUUUCGAGCCUGAGGAUGCGGAUCAAGAGACUCAAUUCAAUGGCGAGCCCGGUGCCACAGACUUCCUUGUGCCCGCGGAAAUGUCCAUCUCGAGUCCACCGGUAGCGAGUGCGGCAUCUUUGGCAGCCACAGCUCCACCACCGGGUAAGGCGAAGAAAGCGCGAGCGCAUCAUGCCGUCGCUCCCGCGGCUGGGUUAGACGACUACUUUGCGGAAGGGGAGCAGAAGUCACGCGCGGCUGACAAUGCACCCUCGACGAACGCAAGCGGUGGACUUCCACCUCCCCCGAGGGCUGGCGGACCGCCUAAAGCUGCGUCUCCGACGCCUGAAAGUUAGCCGGUAAAGGCUGGAGGAAAGUGUGUACGAUAGAUUGCACGACGGCCAUUGCAAACUCUCCCGGAUCCGGCGGCCGCUGCUCACACGUACAACAAACGCGUGAUCAAUGCGAGCAACAGAUAGUCUUGCAUUGAUCGAACGAGUGUAACUUGACGCCGGUAGUCCCGGCCCAAGUUCAGUACAGUGAACCCAAACAAUUCAAUGACUGGGCUCAUACCU
Baudoinia panamericana UAMH 10762 is the source of this 1463-nucleotide messenger RNA. RefSeq lists its product as uncharacterized. Lineage: Eukaryota; Fungi; Ascomycota; Dothideomycetes; Mycosphaerellales; Teratosphaeriaceae. The coding region runs from base 210 to 1244 and encodes 344 amino acids. Gene Ontology annotation, cellular component: Golgi apparatus. Gene Ontology annotation, molecular function: protein binding. The record is from RefSeq and is a predicted model, not a curated record. The transcript has a single exon. Gene Ontology annotation, biological process: Golgi organization.